CUGUUUCACACACCGGUGGUGUAGUUGAGCCCCUCACAAGAAUUCUCCUGGUUAUGUCCGCCAUCUGGAAUGUGGAGUCACUUCCUCUGUCUGCCCUGCGCUCUGACUGGGUUGUCCUCCGUGUCUCUGCUCCCUCCCUCUGUUCUGACAGCUCUCUGUAGAACCGCUGGAGAUCACGCCAGUGCAAAUGGGACCCUUCUAACAAGACACACACUCUGGCUCUCAGACAUCCAGCAUGAAAGUAAGACCCCUGGGGUAGCCUGCUUUCCUCCAGACAUACUCUAAAUGGAAUCUGGGUUUGGAAAAAGCAAAGACAACUGCAGCCAUCAACUGAACCUAUUGGAGGGUGUUUCUUUUCCCUUAUAUGGCAACAGAGCUGGGAAAUCAUUUGAAUUAGUCUGGUUUCUGUUGCAUGCCUGUCUGGUUUUAGUGCUGACCGAGUUCCAUCUGGUAUGUUUCUAUCUCUGCCGCGUACGUGUGUGAGCGUGUGGGUGCUGUGUGUGUGUGGCGCCUUUAGUUUGUUUUGCCAUUCUUGGUUCUUCUUUUCCUGUUGUUUGCAUGUUGGGCUUUUGUUUUGGGACAAGAGGAGGGCCUGUGUUUGUGGUUAAGCCUGAGGCAACGUCAUUGCCUCAGGGCUGGCUGCUUCAUUCUCUGCUGAUGGUCUAUGUUUGUUGGAUCAACACACCCACCUGGGUGCAGCGACUCGCAAUUUAAAACGGAGACGGUGGAUUUCUAUGCAAAGAUAUUACAAGAAUGGUGGACUGGAUCCUCUGCUGACGACUCUGACGGAGAGCUGUGAGAGUGGAAUAUCCUCAGAAUCAGCUGGAUGCGGCUUCUCUCGUCCCUCUGUGCAACAGAAUGGGUGACCCAGAAGCAGCCAGCAGGGACCCAGGAAGUGGUAGCUGAUAGGGUUUGACACUUUGGUCAUGACAUUGGGGACUAUGGGGAAGCUUUAAACACUCAUAGACCACACGGCACACUCUGAUGCUGCUGACUGGAGGAGCAGGCCACUAGCACAAUGUCAUCUGUGCAGAUCUGACACAGUAAACUUUUAUGUUUGUGUUAAGUCCGUCACCUCAUGUGGAUUACUCUUAUGAACAUAUCUUUGAAUGUUAAAUGCCAUGGCUUCUGCAUCAUGGUAUCAUCGUGAUAUCAGCCGUGUGCACGCAGAGGACCUGCUGGCACGGGCAGGGAGGGAUGGCAGCUACCUAGUCAGAGACAGUGAGUCUGUGCCUGGAGCCUAUGCACUGUGCCUCCUGUUCCAGUGUCAUGUUCACACGUAUCGUAUUCUUCCAGAUGCAGAUGGUCUUCUAGCAGUUCAGACAACACAGGGGGUGCAGGUGAACUGUUUCCGGACACUGGAGGACUUGGUGUUGGGGUACCAGCACCCCCACAAAGGCCUGGUCACUCCUCUGCUCUACCCCGUUCCCCGUGAUACAGACUCAGGGGAUGAGAGCUCAGACGAUGAGAAGCCACCUACUGCUCCAGUCUCGGUCAACAUGGUAUCUUUCUCUGGACCGCCAACUAAAUCGCCCCCUCAUGCACAAUUCCUGGAGAAGCUGCAAGAGUUGAAUACAUCCAAUGCUGCAGGUGAAGUAAUUGCUCUGCUCAGUGACUACCUCUUCAGCGAGCUGCCUUUUGACAUUGAAAAUGUGCACAAAGGGGCAACAACUUUAACCCAUCUCAAGCGCACACUUGGAGCAGCCUGCCAAGGUUUGAACAGUGAGAUUGAUCAGACUCUUUCAAGUCUGGAAACCUUGGCCAAGGUCUUUGACCAUCCUAGCUGCUCUUUAACGCCCUCCAAGUCACAGGGUCCAGAGAUGGAGAUAGACAGCUUGUUGUCCAAAAUAUCGGCUUUGGUCAGCCUCCUUUCUUCACUGGAGAAAAAGGUAUUGAAAGCCUUACAAGAGGCUGUGACCAAUCACAAUUUGGCAGUGCAGCCUAACCCAUCCCCUCCUGAACCACCAGCCUGUGGUGUGACACCAGUAAAGACCACCAGACCGCUCCCUAUCCACACUUUUCAGGUGAGGGUAGUGAGGUAUGGCAGACAAACCGUGUCUGUGGACGUGGACACGGGAUUGCUGCUUUUUGAUAGGAAGUUUAGUUCGUUCGGUGUUGAGCGGGUCACACAUGAAAGAAUCCUACAGGUGGUCAAGUUUCAGAGCAGUCCAGCUAAGGUACGAAUGGUGGUUGACAGUCAUCAGAACACACCACAGGAGAUGACGUUUGAGAGUGCACGGAAAUGUGACUCAUUCUGCCAACUCCUUCUGCUGAUGAAAUCAAGGCACUCUCAGCGGAGUGAACCCGACGUGAUCUCUGUGUUUGUUGGCACCUGGAAUAUGGGGGGCUCUCCUCCUCCUCGAAGCCUGCAGUCUUGGGUGACCUGCUGUGGAUUGGGACACACCCCCGACGAGUCGACAGCUUUUCUCCCUCACGACAUCUACGCCUUUGGGACUCAAGAAAAUCCUCAGGGCGAGAGAGAGUGGACUGAACAUAUUAAAGCAACCCUUCGCUCCUAUACUCAGAUCGAAUUUAAACAAGUGGCAGUGCAAUCCCUUUGGAAUAUGAGGCUGGCUGUGUUCGUGAGGCCUGAGCACGAGGGUCGCAUCAGCCAUGUGAAUUCAGCCAGCGUGAAGACUGGCUUGGGAAACACACUGGGAAACAAAGGAGCUGUGGGGGUGUCCCUCCAAUUCAGUGGAACAUCUUUUGGGUUUGUCAACUGCCACCUGACGUCUGGAAGUGAGAAAGUAUUGAGGAGGAACCAGAGCUUUGUUGACAUCCUCAGAAUGCUCUCUCUGGGUGACAAACAUCUUGCUGCCUUUGACAUCAGCUUGCGCUUCACCCACCUUUUCUGGUGCGGAGACCUCAACUAUCGGCUUGACUUGGACGUACAGGACAUCCUGAAACAUGUGUCCAAAAGAGAAUUCGAAGAGCUCAUGUGCGCAGACCAGCUUACCCGAGAAAGACACAAGAGGAAAGCCUUUCUCAGUUUCAAGGAAGAGAAGAUCACUUUUCCACCCACUUAUCGGUAUGAAAGGGGCUCUCGAGACUGCUAUUUGUGGCAGAAAUACAAGACAUCGGGGGUGCGAGUUAAUGUUCCAUCAUGGUGUGACAGGAUUCUGUGGAAGUCCUACCCAGAGACGCACAUCACCUGCAGCACAUAUGGUUGCACAGAUGACAUCUUUACAAGUGAUCAUUCACCUGUUUUUGCAACAUUUCAAGUCGGCGUAACGUCCCAGUGGAGCUCUAAAGCAGAGUCAAAUUCCAGCACAGAGAGGGCCUGGAUUGAGCUUGAAAGAAUUGAGGCCAUUGUGAAGACAGCAAGCAAGGCAAAGUUCUUCAUUGAGUUUCAUUCCUCCUGCCUCGAAGAGACGCGGCGCUCCAGUGAGAAUGAUUCGCAGGGCUGUGAUGUUCCAAGGUUUCUCAAACUUGGCUGGUCCUUUAAACAACUACCAAAGCCCAACUUCAGAAAUGAAGAUAACACUUUUUUUUUUGCCAUAGGUGAGUGCUGUGUGGCUCUACGCUCACUGGCCGGUGCAUCAGAGCGAUUUGAGACAUUUUUGAGUCACAGAGGGGAGGAGAUGGGCUCCAUACGAGGACGGGUCAGAGUCCAUGUGCCCAAGGACAGGCGAUCUACACGCCCAAAGAUCUAUGAGUCCUUCUGCCUUGAGAAAGAUGCCAAAGGUCCAGGGAGGAUACACGUGUCUCCUGCAACAACAAGGACCCAAGUAACUCGGUCCUCUGGAGCUCCUCUUAAAAUCACACCGAGCAGCUACACCAACCCUGCUUACUUCAUCUUUGAAGGUAUAUCAGUUCCACGUAGGGUGGAGGAAGCUCUGCCCAAGCCAAGGGACCCCCAGGUGAUCUGGUCUGGUAACGAAGCCCUGCAGCUCCCCAAAGUCUCAGGCCGUCAAGGCUUUGACCGGAGACCCUGUCGCAGAUCAGAUUUUACAGAAAUUGAAAUUCCGAGCAUUCUGCCCCAGCCACAAAGCGACUUUCAAAUAUCCCAAGCUAACUCCUCUUACCAGCUUUUUCCAGCCCGAGACCCAUCUCCAAUCCCUAAACCGUCAUGCAACGCCAUCCCACAGUACCAGGAACAGGCUUCUCAAUCCAGAGAAAAAUACCAAGGAAAAGUAAACGUUCAGGACUCCAUACAGACGAAAAGCAGUGCACGGAGUUUGUAUAUGAAUCACUCUGCAAUUAUUAGGGAAAAAAACAGAAGGGAUCAACAUCAGCUUCUUCCAACAAUGACCAAUGCUAUCCAAGCAGCAAAGUUGCCCUCAGCUCUCCCCUACAUCCCAGCUCACCUGGCAAACUGUCAGGCUUCUGCUCCCUGGAUCAUUGCCAAGCAGCAGACAGGGGACAACUCGCUCACUGCUUUGCAAAUUGCCAAAUCCCUCAGUGAAGUGGACUUUUUCCCCUCAGAGCAGAGAGGCCCUUCAGUCGUUAGCCACAGGGUUAAUUUUGGAAAUGGCCCUUCCAAGCAUGGAGAUCGAGGCUACAGCUGGGAGAAAGAGCAGGUCCUCAAAGGUGCUCCAGAAACUGUACGGGAGCUUCUCAGUGCUCUGGGCCUUCAAAAAUACACCCUGGGACUUAGCCUCAAUGGCUGGGAUGAUCUGGAUUAUUUCAGUGGCAUCACUGAGGAGGACUUAUGUGCCGCUGGAGUAACGAACCCUUCACACCGACGCAGGAUCUUGGAGAACCUGCCCAGGAAUUGGAACUGACACAGAGAUGAAGACGCUGAUGGUACACAGUCAUGUAAUCUACUCAAUUCAAACUGGAAGAACUUUUCUAAGUGAAAGGUGGCUGAUCUGUCAGUCAAAUCCGUUGGACUUCAACACAUCGCUGACUGAGGAAACCAUGCAGGAAGUACUCAUUGCACAAUAUUUUAUUUUUUUAUAUGCCAUCUUAAUAGCUGAUGGAAUGAUUGGGAAGCCAUUUGAUAUUUGUCUCUACUUUUAUGACAUAAUAAAUGUUGAUUAUGAAUAUGUAGGCUUCAUUUAUUUUGUUUCAAGUGAAUCAUAAAUCACUAUGAAAAUAUAGACCUUCAUUUUUCUUUGGUCACUUUGGGUUAUGUUUAC
Messenger RNA from Menidia menidia (Atlantic silverside), 5081 nucleotides. The record is from the annotation of a GenBank genome assembly. Lineage: Eukaryota; Metazoa; Chordata; Actinopteri; Atheriniformes; Atherinopsidae.